AUGCAGGUAACGACUGCAGGCGGAGUGAAGGUUUACAACCUAAGCGCCGGGAAGAGCCUGCCUGAAUGGAUCUCGGAGAGAAAACGAAGAGCCCUGCUAAAGAACGACCUAGGUCUAAGACGUCGAAUCGAGCUGCUGCAGGAUUUCUCCAUGCCGAUAGCGUCCACAGGGAUCCAAGUAACGGCCGACGGACAGUAUAUCAUGGCGUCAGGGGUCUACAAGCCCAGAAUCAGGUGCUAUGACGUGAAACAGCUCUCGAUGAAGUUUGAACGGUGUCUGGACGCGGAGAUCGUGAAGUUUCAUAUGCUUUCUGAGGACUACUCUAAAUUUGUCUGUCUUCUGUCAGACCGUCAGUUGGAAAUACAUGCUCAGUAUGGGUUCUACUAUCGGACGAGAAUCCCAAAGUUUGGUAGAGAUUUGUCCUACCACUCACCGUCAUGUGACCUGUAUAUCGUGGGAGCAAGUUCAGAGGUCUACAGACUCAACCUGGAUCAAGGUCGCUACAUGGCACCUCUCCACACCAACGCUAGAUCAUGUACUGUUUGUGAGAUUAAUCCUCAUCAUCAGCUUCUCACCAUCGGCACAGAACAGGGGGGAGUGGAGUGCUGGGACCCCCGCUCUAACACACGAUGUGGGCAGAUGGCUGUGAGUUUGGACACCAUGGACUCAGGAGGUGACACUACACUGCAGCCUGCCGUGACGGCUCUGAAGUACAAGAAUUCUCUCACUCUGGCUGUGGGCACUGCCUCUGGUCAGGUGAAUGGUUCCAAACUCUCGGAGAUGAGAGUGUUGCUAUAUGACCUCCGCACUCCCACACCUUUCCUUGAGAAGGAUCACCACUACUCCAUUCCAGUCCACUCAAUUGCAUUCCAACGCAGCCAGGACUUGGUUCUGUCUGCAGACGCAAAGGCCCUCCGAAUAUGGCACUGCAGUGAUGGCUCCCCAUUCACAGCCAUAGAGCCUGAGCAUGCCAUCAACAGCGUGUGCUACCUUCCAGAGACAGGAAUGGUGUUUAUGGCCUGCGAAGACUCCAAAAUGCUCUCCUACUACAUCCCAGCGGUUGGCCACGCCCCCAGGUGGUGUUCAUUCCUGGACUCCCUGACGGAGGAGCUGGAGGAGGCGGAGCCUGUCGUCUAUGACGACUACAAGUUUGUCACCUCCUCAGACCUGGACACUCUUGGGCUGUCUCAUCUUGUCGGAACCAACCUGUUGAGGGGUUACAUGCACGGUUACUUUAUGGACAUAAGACUCUAUCACAAGGCAAAGGCAGUUUCACAGCCAUUUGCAUACAGAGAGUACCGAAAGGAGAAGAUAAGGCAGAAGAUAGACGAACAGCGAGCUAGCAGAGUCAAGGAAAAGAAAGUGCUGAGGGUUAAUUCAGAGCUCGCCAAACGACUAAUGGAAGACACCAAAAAGACGGUGAAAGAUGUGUCAAAUCCUCUGGGAGACAACCGGUUUGCUGCCAUGUUCUCCGAUGCCAACUUUCAAAUUGACGAGGAGAGUGAGGAGUUUCGGGCUGUUCAUCCAGUGCUAGCAAAGGCGAAAUUGAAAAAGAAGAAACUGGAAGAAAAACAAGCCGAUAUUGAGAGAGGAGAAUCAGAGGAGCGGGAGGGUCGUCCGAGUGACGAGAGCAGUUCAUCAGACGAGGAAGAGGAGAGAGCUGCCUGGAGAGAAGUAGCCAGAUUGAGAAGAAGCAAGAUGGCAGAGGAGGGGGAGAAAGGGAGUGUGGGGGAAGAAGGAGCAAAGGUUGAAAUGGUGGCGGUAAGUGGGGGAGACAGACUAAGUAUUCAGAGACCUUCAACUGUGUCAAGAGCCUCCCUGGGAAAGCGGCUGGAGAGGGAGGGAGGAGCAUCUCUGGCCACGCCCCAUUCUUCGUCUCUCGGGAACAAAGAGAUGAAGUUCUCCCUCAAGAAGAGUGAAGUUGAGACAACUCACAAACAGCGGAUGAGAGAUCACAGAAUCGAGAGAAGGAAACUCGGACGCUCGGCAAAGAAAAUCCUACCAAAAACUCGAAACACACCUGUCUUUUGGAAAGGUCGCCGCGUGAAGUAAAACAUUACUUUUUAACCAACACGUUAAUUCAUCAUGCGCAUACAUUAAAAUGAAAAAAACGAGAAAGUUUUUAAGUUGUUCAACACACUGCAUUUACAAUGCAAUCAUUACAGUAAUAAGAACAAGUAAAACAUAAUGUCUUGAUGUAAGGUGGACAGGGUUAAUUUGAGAAGAAAAAUAAUUGCAAUUCUGUCUGUGAAUUCAGAUGUACAAGUCUUCGGCGAGUCUCACUUUUGAGGUAGGGAUUUUCCCUAUUUUCCCAGUGAAGACAUGAGGGGUGCUCCCGAGCUGUCCAAUCCAGUAAUCGGACGAGUCCCGACUGAUGACGCGGAGGUAGGAGCCGGAUUUGAAGCUGAUCUGUUCGUCCGACUCAGCCGUGUGAUCCGCUGUCGUCUCGUAAAUUUCCUGCUCUCCAGACAGUAGUUCCAGCGUUGCACUCUUGGCUAGACCACGCAGGGCCGAUAUCCAGCUGGUCAGACUUUCCUUUGAUCCCGGAGUAAAGUGGUGUACCUUGUCCCCUUUCAUUAGUCUGAACGAAAACUUCCCGUCCUUGCCCGCAGGGCUGUAUGCCAUGUCAAACUCACUGAGCGAGAGUUUAUCCGACACACGUUUAUCUUUCUGGUUCUUGUAGCAACAGAAGUUAGUGCCCUCCACGGCACACCAUUCUUCGUAGAAUUUCGAUUUCUGUGGCGGCUUGUGGCUGAGACUGUCCGAGUGUCUCGGAGUGUAGCUGGCUGGGGGUGGGGGCUUGACGAUCUUGCUGGCAGCUGCUGCAGCUGGCUUGGACACACCCCUCGGUGGGAGAGAGACUGGGGGUGAUUGCAGAGAGGGUGAGGUUGGAUCUACCUCACAGUAGACCUCCAGUUCCUCCUCGUCUCCCUUGGGUUUCUCCAUCAGUACAUAGUCUUCCGUUGGUCCCUGUCCAAUGUCCAUUUCUGUGUAGUCCUCUGUGGGCAAUUCAGCACCUUUAGCUCCACCCACUGGCGGCACCACGUCCUCAUACAACUCCUCCACUACCUCACCCCCUCCUCCUCCGGCCACGACGUCGUCGUACAUUUCCUCGACGAUGUCGCCACCCCCUGACGAUGUGGGCGGGGCCACCACGUCUUCAUACAGUUCAUCUCCGCCCACGUCUGGCUGGGCGGGGGGCGGGGCAGCGGAUUUCUUAAGCUGAGGGGUAAGUUUUGGUGUGGGGUUCGGGGAAUUUCUCGGGGGGAGUGAGGGGGAAGGUCUAGAGGAGACAGAUUCGCUGCGAUCAUUGCGAGCAGGGAGUGCAGGGCUAGGGAGCCUCUGCUCCUGUCGGGGAGGUGGGAGAGAGGGCGCGGUCUUCUCCGGGGGAGACGAACUCGGCUUCACAUCGUCAAAUUCUUCGUAAAUGUCUUCUUCAAUUUCCUCUCCGGCUGGCAGCUCUUCAUACAGACCUUGAUCUUCUUCGAUUCUUGGGACAUUAGUGGGUGUGGCUGACUCCGCCCCCUCGUCCUCUUCGUCCGAUCCCAACUCCAGGUUGCUGGUGGAGACGCCUAGGACCUCCUCCAUCACCUGUCUCCACGAGUGAACCUCGGACGACGGGAGACUCAGCGUUUCCUUGUUUCUCCCGCUGCGGACCAGGAGACCCUCCGACUGCUUGUCGUGGCCCUUCUUCUCCAGUUUGACAGUUCCAGAGCCGUUCAGGAGACACACGUGGUGAUACUCCUUCACCUCCUCCCCACUCGUGAAAUAGAUGGCCGCGUACGUGACCACGGCGUAGGUUUUCUCCCACCCACCAAAAGUUCCCUUUUUCCUGUGCACGUAGCCUUUCAUCUGUACUCCUUGCUCAGGGAUCUCGUUCACUGGCUUGCUUUUGGCCGAUCGAUUAGGCGACACUGAAAAACUCGUCCUCUUGUUUUUCAACGGAGAGCCGAUUUCCUCGUCUGAUGUAGUGGUUGGAUCUAUUACGAUAUCAGGGCUUCUCUUGCUGUUGUUGUUGCUGUUGAUCUUGCUGUGGCUCCUCUGGCUUUUCUUCUACAGGUGGACAAGUUGGCUCUGUAGGACAAGCAUCUAUGGCUUUCUGCAGCUCCUCCACCCACUUCUCUCUCAGCUCACUGGUCUCCACACGGAAUACCCACUGCUUUUGUUCCCUGUGACUGAACAACUCGAUCCCGUUUGGUGCUGCGUCGCUAGGCGAUACCAUGCAUCCAACCAGCUCUAGCUCUUUGUCCUUGGAGCCUGCAAUGAGGACGAGCGUUGUUUCCUUCAACUUCCCCGCGAUCUUGAUCCAGUUGAAGCUCUUUCCCAGACGCUUUGGAACCCGUUUCUCCAGCGCUGACUUGAUCCUCACUCCCUCCUCCUGCACCUCUUCUUCCUUCUCAGCAGUCCCUUCUCCCUCUGUCGCCUCCUCUGCCUCUUUCUCCUCUUCCUCCUUUACCUCUCCCUCACCUCCAGCCACACUGGUCGUCUCCUCUCCUUCCCCCUGCUCUGCAGGCUCCUGCUCCCCAUUCUCUCCCUCCACUAGGGUCACUGCUGACACGUUUUGUCCUGUCUUCUU
Geodia barretti is the source of this 4576-nucleotide messenger RNA. The record is from the annotation of a GenBank genome assembly. NCBI's taxonomy places the organism in Eukaryota, Metazoa, Porifera, Demospongiae, Tetractinellida, Geodiidae.